Messenger RNA from Purpureocillium takamizusanense, 2633 nucleotides. RefSeq lists its product as uncharacterized. The coding region runs from base 138 to 1802 and encodes 554 amino acids. The transcript has a single exon. Gene Ontology annotation, biological process: regulation of DNA-templated transcription. Gene Ontology annotation, molecular function: DNA-binding transcription factor activity, RNA polymerase II-specific; DNA binding. The record is from RefSeq and is a predicted model, not a curated record. NCBI's taxonomy places the organism in Eukaryota, Fungi, Ascomycota, Sordariomycetes, Hypocreales, Ophiocordycipitaceae.
AUCGCCGCCGCAUGGCUGAACCGAGCAGGAGCGACAGCGGACAUCAUCUCGCCUUCGACAACUCCCGGCUGGAAUUCCUCGGGGGACUUAUCAUGUAAAGCUCGGCCCGUCCGCAUUGCCGCCGCUACUCGGUGCAGAUGUCACUGCACGAUGCUUUUUUCCUGGGAGACAUCGGCGCCUCCGCUGGGCCGCCGCCGCCGCCGCCGCCGCCCGGACUUGCUGCGACCGGCGACGAGCCCCGCGCUGUGCCCGCUUCGGGUCCGGAGGGCGCGACGACAACACCCGGUCUGGACGAUGUUGGCCUGCAUGGCGUCGGCGUAGCCGACCUCGACUGGCCUGACGCCUUUCUUUUUGGCGCCGAAGACGAUGCCGACCCAGGCGCCAUGCCUCCGUUUCGGCCGGCGUCGUUGUCGGCUUUCGACCCCGUCGACCCAAGUCUCGGCUUCCAGGCAUCCGACUUCGCGACGGUCUUGUCCCCCGGACCGGGGACAGGGCUCGACGGCCGGCCGGAGCACCCGGGCAUGGCCGAGUUCUUCCUCAAGAACGGCGCAUGGCGACCCGCGCAGCCGUGCACGCACUGCCGACGAUUGCGACUGCAAUGCUUCAUGCUGCACACAACCGCGGCCAAUCCAAACCCCGUCCACUCGUGCUCUAGCUGUGUAGCUCUGUUCCGGCAGUGCAGUCUUGCUGAGCGCUCCAAGAGACAUCCAUCGCAUUUUGAAACCACCUCGCCCGUUAUUGGCCAGCUGCACGGGGUCAACGAGGAGGACGACCCAGCGUCUUGGGGCCAGCCCAUCGCCGGCACCACCGCCGCCGAGGCUACGGCAGCGCCCAUCGCCACGGUCUCGAACAAGAGGUCCAGCUCCCGAUCCGUCCGGAAGACACAGGUCCUUCGGGACUGGUUCUCCGCCAACCUCGGACACCCUUACCCGACGGACGACGAAAAGUCUGCCCUGGCCGACCAAUCUGGUCUGAGUAGAACCCAAGUCAUCAACUGGUUCACCAACGCCCGUCGCCGUCAUCGGCUCUCGAAUCAACCCAUGAUAAACAAUGCAACCUUCCGCACCGGCUCGCCAAUGCCGAGGUCCUUGCUAUCGAGCAUGACGCCCUUUGAGAGAUGGCGCCACUCCCCUCCGGAGAGCGAGCCCGUGUCUGAGUCUGUGAUACAAAACGCUCUGGACUCGGGCGUCAAUCAGGCAGAGCUCGGAGAGGGAACAGACAACUUCACCACGGCUGUUCUCGGCUCAUCCGCUAGCGACGACUCCAUGUUCUUCGCUCCUUCAGCGCACCACUACUCAUCCGAAGCGUCCGCCUCGUCAAAUUACUCACACCGCUCCGCCAACAGCGAUGCCGCGCACUCGGGUCAGAGCUUCGACGAUCAAUCUCACCCGCCAUGGACGAACUCGUCAUCCUCUAGAGCGAGGAAGUCGAAGCCGCGAACCUUUGUCUGCGGAUAUUGUUCACGCGCCUUCUCAAAAAAGUAUGACUGGAUGCGGCACGAGAGAUCUGUCCAUGCUCCGGGAGACGUCUCCUGGAUUUGCGCGGUUCCCCUACCUCAAGGUCAGCCUUUCAUCCUGUGGCGCCUUGGCCAUGAUCAUCCUGAAUGCAUUUUCUGUGGCCAGGCUUCGCCUAGCGAGGAGCAUGUACAAUCUCAUGAGUUCGAGGCUUGUUCCAAGCGCGCGGUCCAGGAUCGAAGCUUUUCACGAAAAGAUCAUAUGUGGCAGCAUUUGUUCAAGUUCCACGGGUGUCGCAAGUGGGAGGGGUGGAAGCCGGAUCUUAACUUACUGCAGCACCGGGCUUGAGGUGCAAUCGCAGAGCCGAGAGCGAAAAUUUGGCCGUUGAAUCAUGCCAAGAGAGUAGGGGAACGGCACUCGUGAAGAGGGGUCGAAUCUCUCCAAUUAUAGUGGUGAGAAUCAUCUACAAAUGAUACGGUCACGCCGAGCGUGCGUUCCACUCAUUCGGGGUGCGUGCGCAUCCUUUUUUUGGCGUCAGAUGGCAGAAUUCAAUCUCAACUUUCAGAUGCACAUCGUUGCCGGAGGGCGUCGUGUGGCCGUGGCAUGAGUUAUAGGCGCGGUUUGCGCGUUCGUGUCCUGGGAGGGCGCUUCGACCCGCCACCACGACGGGAGCGCCCUCUCCCCCCAGCACACUGAUACGAGUUCAACAAACCAAGCCUUGGGCAGUGAGACUUGCGAAAUUUUGCUCUCUGAUAUCGCAUUGCGCCUGUUAGCUCCUCGGGUCGACCGUCAGCUCCAUCCAGCCUGUUGGCCCUGACUGGACCUUGGAAUCCCACGGCCGAUCCCAUUUCUAAUAGGCCCACGACAUUUCGAAGUUAUCGCACAGGCGACCAUCAUAUAGCAAGCGGAGUGCUGCUGCCGUCGUUUCAUCCAGAUCACACACGACGGCUAGACGUCGCAAGUGCGGCUCGCGUUUUGGACUGGGACAGGCAGUUGCCUGAUAGGUGCAUGUGCGGAACGGGCGAACGAUGGAUGGCUCAGGCGCGGGGACUUGGGGAGUGGCUAGAUAGGAAUCAGUUUGCGGAAGCGGACAAUGGCUCUCCUAUACUAAUUGAAUAGCACUGGAGUUGGUUUCUGCUUCCUUAUAGGAUCGAAUAUAGGCUCUGUUGAUUGACACUC